AUUAAUUAUAAACCCCCACAUAGCCGUAACACCUUCGUCUUUAGGUUGCGGAGUUAUUGGCAUCUAAAGCCUCAUUUCGCUUAAGACUACAAUGCAGAAAGAAGAUAUGAAUUAUGUUCUUGUCAGUAUUCUACUGUGCUGUGCUUGUUUUGCAAAGGGCACUGGCUGUAAGAUUUUGGAGAUGAAGGAUAGAGUUGAUGGGAAAUAUCUAAAGCAUCACAAUGAAUCCACCUUCACUGGACAAACAGAAGCGGGGUGCAUUGUCAAGUGCUUGUUCUACAGUCCCAACCACUACUGUCAAUCAGUCAAUUAUUUCCCCGCGACUCAAACCUGCCUGACCAGCACGUCGACUCAUCAUCAACACCCAGAAGACCUUGUGUAUGACGCAGGAAGUGUGUACCUCGGGACCAAGAACGACUGCGUUGUUGGUUCAUGCCCAAGUAACCGAAUGUGCAAAGCUGACUUUGUGAAUGAAGGAUUUUCGUGCGUCUGUCCUAUCGAUACGUCAUCAUGUGACAAGCCCUGCUUCUCUAGCCCGUGCAGUAAUGGCAGUAUUUGUAACAACACACAAGACGGUAAAAACUAUACGUGCACUUGUUUGCCUGGAUAUACGGGAAGAAACUGUGAAAGAGACCUUUAUCCAUGUGAUUCAAGCCCCUGCAGUAAUGGAAGUAUUUGUAACAACACACACGAAGGUAUCAACUACACAUGCGCCUGCUCGCCUGGAUAUACGGGAAGACACUGUGAAACAGUUCCACCUAGACACUGUGCUGAAGUUUUUUCAAAGAGGAGUGCUACUAGUGGUGUGUAUACAAUAGACCCCGACAAUCAGGGGGCAUUCCAGGUCUUCUGCGACCAGGAAACUUCUGGCGGUGGCUGGACUGUGUUCCAAAAACGCCAAGAUGGCUCAGUUGACUUCUAUCGAAACUGGACCGAGUACAAACACGGGUUUGGUGACCUCCAGGGGGAGUUUUGGCUAGGACUGGAAAAAAUUCACAGGCUGACCAGUGUAAUCAGUAACGAGCUUAGAGUGGACAUGGAAGCUGAAGCGGGCGAGACUGCGUAUGCUCAGUACAAUAUAUUUUCAAUCGCAAGCGAGUCCAAAGAGUACGAACUACAUGUGUAUGGAUACAGCGGAACAGCGGGCGACUCUCUCGUAGCCUGGCAUAACCAGCUCCCAUUCUCAACCAUGGACAAGGACAACGAUAGGCGGACAGACGAGAACUGUGCCGUUAUGUUCAAAGGGGCAUGGUGGUACGAUGACUGUCAUUCUGCAAACCUUAACGGUGAAUAUCUGAACGGAGCGCAUGAGCAAUACGCAGAAGGGAUAGUCUGGUAUAACUGGAAAGGGCAUGGGUACUCUCUUAAGCGCACGGAGAUGAAGAUGAGGCCGCUUGGAUACAGAGCGCCAUGACAGCCGUGGGACCAGAACGAGGAACCACUGUAUUAGUGGCAAAAUUUAGCAAACUAUUAGAUUAACGCAGAAGAUCUUUACGCAGAUUUGGCCUUUGCAUUGUUUUAUUUAUUAACACAUAGAACAAUCACAAGUAUGGCCACAUUACCUAAAGACGAUUUGUAGCGUUUUGCUCAAACAACAUCUUUUUUGAUUUGUUUCCUUUAAUUUUAGAACCAUAAUUCUAUAAUUCUAUCCAGAAUUUUGACAACCAACAUAUGAGUAGUGAUCUUUCAAAUAAGAACCAAAGACUUCUAUAAUUUAUCUUUCAAAUAAGAACCAAUUUUCCCACCUGAUUAAGUUGAUUAGCUUCUAAUAAAAAAGAUGCGCUUAAUCUCAGCCUGUAGGCCUAUAAACUCGAGGUCCUCACACUAAUUCAAAAAACGUUGUCAGUGCAAAAGGCAAAUGGCGGUUGACAAAUGGCAAUUCUACUACCGAAGGGACCUAUGGUUUCGAAAAUAUUUGUUCCAAAUUCAGAAACAUAUAAACAAAACAUACGACUAUCCAUUUAAUGUAAUUAAUAUAUGGUUCUGACAUCGCUUGAGUUUAUUUAUCACCUUUAUUUUUACAAAUGAUUACUACCCACAAACACCUUCGCUGCCAUUUGGCAAUUGCCAUUCGCCGUUCAC
Molecule: messenger RNA, 2082 nt
Organism: Nematostella vectensis (starlet sea anemone)
Lineage: Eukaryota; Metazoa; Cnidaria; Anthozoa; Actiniaria; Edwardsiidae
Product: ficolin-2
Exons: 8
Coding region: 92-1414 (440 amino acids)
Molecular function (GO): calcium ion binding
Source: RefSeq, a predicted model, not a curated record